UGAAUUUUUUUUUAGUUCGUUACGUCAAAACUUUUGUUGAGAAACUAAAAAAAAUUUAGAGAACUAAGUAUACCAUCACAUUAAUGUCGAAAUGAAUUGAAGAAUUUUCGUUGAAUGUUUCGUCAAGCGCAAUACUUAAAUUGCAUUGAUAAAAUAAGCUCAAUCAUACAUUGUCAGUGGACUUGUGAUUAUAAAAAAAUUUAGUGUGAUAAGUGGUCCCCGAUCUGUUAUUAAAUAGAUCCGAAGAGGAGUACUGUGAAUCAUGAAAAUAAACGAGAAGAAUCUGUGUAUGUUUGCAACUUCACCUCCGGUGGAUCUAGAAGGAUGGCUAUCGAAGCGAGGAGAAGUAAAUAAAAACUAUCAACGACGCUACUUCGUGCUCAAAGGAAAUCUCCUAUUCUAUUUCGAGAAGAAAGGCGAAAAGGAACCGUUGGGAGUAAUCGUUUUGGAGGGCUGUACAAUAGAAUUAGCAGAAGACGGCGAACAGUAUUGCUUCCAAGUAGUAUUUCACGGCAUAAACAAUCGCACAUAUUUUCUAAGCGCCGAAUCUCAAGACUUGAUGGAACGAUGGAUGAAAGCUCUUACAUGUGCUGGCUACGAGUACAUGAAAUUAAUGGUCUCCGAAUUACAGCGACAAUUGGAGGAAAUUGAAGGAACCAAGGAUGCAACAUCUGAUAAAUUAAUAACACCGCAACCACCACCUAGGCGACACAAUCCAUUCAAUAGGCCAGCACCUCCGCCACCAAAUAACGUUACGCCGUUUGAAGGCGAAAAAGAAACAUGUUACGACAAACCACUGGAAUCACACUUUUAAAUAUAAAUCGAAGAACACUCAAAAACCGAAUAGAACUUUUAAAUACUUCUCAUUAGUGCCAUUAAAUGCCAUUUCGGAAUAUGUUGAUCAUCAGAACACAUUAUUCUGAUUACCCGAAAACACCACACAAAUGUAAAUAAGAUUUAAAAAAAAAAUUGUUUGUCGAAUGUACGAUAAAUCAAUGCACUUUUUCUAUACUCUAUAAUGAUGAACGAUAGGUGAGUGUGUGCCAACAGCAAUUAAAAACGUAAACAAAAUUCUUUGAGUUUAUAGUUAUAGGUGUGGAUUACAGUGAUUCAAUCGAUUUCCAUUGCAAUAUUUUUGUACACAAAAUUAAUAUUGAAAAAAUAAAGAGAAAUUCUACUCUCUAA
Molecule: messenger RNA, 1185 nt
Organism: Bradysia coprophila
Lineage: Eukaryota; Metazoa; Arthropoda; Insecta; Diptera; Sciaridae
Product: Inositol phosphatase interacting protein
Biological process (GO): retrograde transport, endosome to Golgi; endosome organization; receptor recycling
Cellular component (GO): early endosome; recycling endosome; trans-Golgi network
Source: RefSeq, a predicted model, not a curated record